Mercenaria mercenaria is the source of this 4009-nucleotide messenger RNA. RefSeq names its product gastrula zinc finger protein XlCGF7.1-like. Lineage: Eukaryota; Metazoa; Mollusca; Bivalvia; Venerida; Veneridae. The record is from RefSeq and is a predicted model, not a curated record. The transcript is spliced from 2 exons. Gene Ontology annotation, molecular function: DNA-binding transcription factor activity, RNA polymerase II-specific; RNA polymerase II cis-regulatory region sequence-specific DNA binding; histone deacetylase binding. Gene Ontology annotation, biological process: cell fate commitment; regulation of transcription by RNA polymerase II. The coding region runs from base 140 to 1135 and encodes 331 amino acids. Gene Ontology annotation, cellular component: cytoplasm; nucleus.
CUUAAACAACAACAACAACAACGGUUCCUUCACGCAUGCUGGAGAAAUGUACAAAUAAGGUAAUCUUGGCGAAGGAACACUAUUAUAUCAGAUUUAAAGCAGUCUUGCAACUUACAAUACUUGUCUCCUGUCCUUGAAAAUGGCCUGCAAGUUGGAAGACACUGGGAAUGAUAUUUCACCACAUGAAAUACAGACAUGCCAAGGAAAAAAGGAAAACAUUCAAUUUGAAAGAUUUUGGGUCUACAUAUGCCACAUUUGUAAAGCAUCAUUUAAAAGGCCUGAAAGCCUCAAAGUGCACUUAACAGCACAUAGUAGUACUGGAGAAGAGAUGAGGAAUCCUCACCGUAGAAGUUUCAGUAAACUGACUCGCAUUGCGAAAGAAAGGAUAGUUCCUAGACUGGAACGUCCAUUUUCUUGUACAAUUUGUGAAGAGAAGUGUAAAGAUGACUUAGCUUUAAAAUUUCAUCUAUCGGUCUCGCAUAGGUUUCCAUAUAAGUGUUGUAUUUGUGACAAAGAGUACCGUAAUAAAUUAAGUUUAAAAUGCCAUUUACGAACACAUUGGAGAAAGCCUAAACCUCAGUUUCCUUGCCCCAUGAUUAGAUGUAAUAAAAAAUUCAGUAGUCAAAGUUUGGUGGAAUCUCACGUGAAGUUCCACAGUCAAAGACAGAAAUUUCCCUGUGAAAUUUGCAAUAAGGAGUAUUCUUCGAAAGAAACUCGAAAACAACAUAUGCUUAUUCAUACAAGAGUGAGAGAAAUCACACGGCACCAUUGUGAAAUUUGCAAUGAAACAUUUAAUAGGAAAAAGGACUUAAGGAAUCACAUGUUGCUGCAUUCAGCAGGAAAGGAGGAUAUUAACCACCAGUGUAAAAUAUGUGGAAAAAUAUUCUCUAACAAGAAGAGGCAUGCUGCACAUGUGGAAAUGCAUAAGAACACAUGUAAGCACUGUAAUGAAGUUUUUGAUUCACCUGAGCGUCGAAACAAACAUUGUCAGCUUCAUACGUGCGAGUAUUGUGGCCAUUUCUUUAAAUCUGUAAUUAUAACAAAUAUUAGAAAUCACAAGGCUUUAAAGCAUUCUACAACAGAAGGUACAGUUGCAAAAUGCAAAAAAGAAACUUCGGAAGACGAUAAUGUUUGAAUAAUGCAUGUGCAGUGUUAGUAUCUUCAGCUGCAUAAAAGUCACAUGUGCAAAAAGACUCGUUUACGGUACUACAUUCUACCCAAAGGCAUAAAUUUGUUAAAUCAACGUGUCAGUUUAGCAAAGCUACAGUUUUUUUGUGCUUGAAGAAAUUUUGUAUUUAGCUCGGCUAUUUGAAAUGAUUCAGAUAGUGAAGCUUUCGAUGUUUCGUUUAAUUCAGCGUUCAGGUUUUUUUUUCGUUUUUUUUUUCUUUGUCUUAAACCUGUGGGUAAUUUUGAUGACUUUAGUUCAGGGGAAAUUCAUACCUGAUUAGUGUUAUUGGAUUGUUUUCCCCGCUGUUGUCUGUCAUGCUGCAAAAAGCUGUAAUAACAUACAAAUGUACAUCUGCCAUAAGGUUUCGCAUGUUGUUUGUUGAUAACUUAGGACUUCCUUGCCUUUCUUGAGCAUUUUUAGCUCAUCUGAUUUUUUGAAAAAAAAAAUGAGUUAUUGUCAUCACUUGAUCGGCGUUGGCGUUGCCUGGUUAAGUUUUAUGUUUAGGCCAGCUUUUCUCCUUAACUAUCAAAGGUAUUGCUUUGAAACUUGCAACUCUUCUUCACCAUCAGAAGCUGACCCUGUACAUCUAGAAACAUAACUCCAUCCUGUUUUUUUGGAAUAUUUAUGGCCCAUUUUGGAGUUAGAAAAUAUCAGAUUUCUUGGUGAAGAUUUAUGUUUGAAACUUGCAACACUUGUUCACCAUGAUAAGCUGACUCUCUACAUCAAGAAACAUAUCUCCAUUGUGCUUUUUGCAAGAAUAAUUGCCCCUUUAGGACUUAGAAAAUCAGUUUUCUUGGUUAAGUUUUAUGUUUAGGUCAGCUUUUCUCAUAAACUAUCAAAGCUUUUGCUUUGAAACUUGCAACAUUUGUUCAACACCAUAGGCUGACCCUGUACAGCAAGAAACAUAACUCCAUCCUGCUUUUUGCAAGAUUUAUGGCCUCUUUUGGACUUAAAAAUAUCAGAUUUCUUGGUUAAGAUUUAUGUUUAGGUCAACUUUCCUCCUAAACUAUCAAAGCUAUUGCUUUGAAGCUUGCAACACUUGUUCACCAUCAUAAGCUAACCCUGUACAUUAAGAAACAUAACUCCAUCCUGCUUUUUGGAAUAUUUAUGGCCCCUUUUGGACUUAGAAAAUCAGUUUUCUUGGUUAAGUUUUAUGUUUAGGUCAGCUUUUCUAAUAAACUAUCAAAGCUAUUGCUUUGAAACUUGCAACACUUGUUCACCAUCAUAAGCUGACUCUGUACACCAAGAAACAUAACUCUAUCCUGCUUUUUGCAAGAAUGAUGGUCCUUUUUGGAGUUAGAAAAUCAUGGUUAGGACAAUAAUUCUGUUAUACAAAAAAAAAAACAGAUCUAUGAGCGUCAACACCCGCAAGGCAGUGUUCUUGUUGUCUGAUACUUUAACCAUCACCGCAGUUUUUAUGCCCCCGGCAUCUGCUGAUGCGGGAGGCAUAAAGUGAUUGUCCUGUCCGUCCGUUUGUUCGUUCAUCCAUCCGUACGAGAUUAACCAAAUGGGACCUUUUCGUCUAGAUUCAAUACCCCUUACUAGAAUGACUUGAUACUAAUGCAGAUGUAAGCUGUGACCAUUCCUCAUCUUCAGACAUCACCUGACCUCAAUUUGACCUUGACCUUGUUUUGGACUUGGGUCGCUUUAUAUGGGCCAUCUCUUGGUUAACCAAAUGGGACCGCUUCGUCUAGCAUCAAUACCGCUUACAAGAAUGAAUUGAUACUAAUACAGAUGUAACCUGUGACCAUUCCUCAUCUUCAAACAUCACCUGACCUCAGUUUGACGUGACCUUGACCUCGUUUGGAAAAUCUGUCGACAAGGAUGCCACCAGGGGCAUCAAGCGUUUCUUGAACGCAGUUCUUUGUUUGCAUAGCAUCAGAAUAACCUGUCCAUGUCAGAAAUAAUAUAAAAUAAUACUUAAAAGUAAUAAUACAUAAAAGAUGACAUUUAAAAGAUAAUAUGAUAAUUGUAGGGAUCAGCACUGAUUAGAAAACCAGUAAAUGAAGAGUGGCCAAGGCUAGUUCCAGUGUUACUGUUACACUAGACAUCUACACUAUCACCUUUCGCUAGAUGUAAUGUAGCUGUUCCUGUAGCUGUUCCAUUGCCGUCUGUUGCAUACUUACCGUCUAUUUUACCCUGCUGAGAAGAGUGGCCAAGGUUAGUUCCAGUGUAACUGUUACACUAGACAUCUACACUAUCACCUUUCACUAGAUGUAAUGUAGCUGCUCCUGUAGCUGUUCCAUUGCCGUCUGUUGCAUACUUACCGUCUAUUUUACCCUGCCGAGAAUUCAUCCAGUCGGAGAAAUUUGAUUUUUGAGGUCGAUGAAUUAUCUGGGAAUUUUGAAUGUAGUUUCUAAGUCUUGUGUUGCAAAAUUGUCAGGGAAUUUUGAAUGUAGUUUCAACAGUGUUUUUUUUGCAGUGUUGCAAAAUGCUAAGAGUCACUUUACAAUUAUUCCCAUCUUGAUUAAGUGUAACUGACUUUAAGCAUUUUUGAAGCCAUUUUCUUUUAGGAAUAUCCAUGUCUUAUGCAAUUAUAUAACAUGUGUCUUAUUAUAUAUGUCUUAUAACAAUUAUCUCUGUACUCUAUACAAUAUAAUCUUCUCAGACACUAUUUUCAAGAAUAUCUAUGUCUUAUGCACUAUAAUCUCCUCAGUACUUUAAUAAGAUAUUUAUGUCUUAUGCACUAUAAUCUUCUCAGUACUUUAAUGAAAUAUUUAUGUCUUACGCACUAUAAUCUUCUCAGUACUUUAAUGAAAUAUUUAUGUCUUAUGCACUAUAAUCUUCUAAGUACUUCCAAGAAUAUCUAUGUCUUACGCACUAUAAUCUUCUCAGUACUUU